AUGUCUGUAAGAGGGAUACAGGAAUACCAUACUUUCGAUAUACGUAAACAAGCUGGAUUGAUGGGUAAGGAGAGAGGUGGACCGGUGGGCAAUUUAGAUAGUAUGUGGACGGUUGCUGUGCUACUUGAAGCCAUUUCAGGUAGCAGCUCUGAAGCUUUGACAACAGGGCUUUCAGGAUCUUCACCGCCACUGAUCUCGGGGCCGCUAUUCUGCCGACAGCCCCGUUUCGUUCAUUCAAGUGACUCGAAGGUUCGCCCAGUUACGAGGGCCACGUGGUCUCAGAUGGUCGUGGGCAAAGUGGAUCGGUGGGUAGAAGGUCGAGGUAAGCCGCUGUUGCAGACCUACAGCGCCAUCGUAACAAAAGCGUUGGUCCUAGCCAUGGCUUGUGACUGCUGA
This is a messenger RNA of Protopolystoma xenopodis, 396 nucleotides long. Lineage: Eukaryota; Metazoa; Platyhelminthes; Monogenea; Polystomatidea; Polystomatidae. The record is from the annotation of a GenBank genome assembly.